AUGAAGCCCAAUCGUUUGAUCGUAGGCCUAGACUACGGUACUACAUACACCGGUGAGUUCUCUAUCGCAGGUGUCUCUUUCUGCGAAACCUCUGACAACGGCAUUGGUGACGAGCACAUAGAGGUCAUUCACGAUUGGCCGUCUCAGCAUACCAAGAUCGGCACCAAAGAGAAAGUACCGAGCGAAGUCACAUACCAGAAGCAAGGCCUGCUAUGGGGUGCCCUCAUACCUCCUAAUGUUCAACGCCAUAUGUGGACGAAGCUUCAAUUGGAUCCAGUCAACAAAGGACAAUUGGUCAAGAUCGUUAGGGAAGUCUCCACAUCUACGGAGAAUACAAACAAACUGCCCGUUGAGAUCAUCGCGGACUUUCUUUCGCAGAUCAAGGCGCACCUCAUCAAGAACUUGGAUCAGAAAUACGGUAAGGUGCUGUGGAGGGGCCUUGCCAUCACCUUGGUGGUCACCGUUCCUGCAGUGUGGACAGACGUCGCCAAAGCCCGCACACUCGAGGCUGUCGCGAAGGCUGGGUUCAACAUACUCGAGUUCCCGCAACUGAAGAACACCAUUAUGACUACUGAGCCUGAGGCGGCUGCCAUCUAUACAAUGAAGAGUCUACGAGGUAUGUAA
Molecule: messenger RNA, 624 nt
Organism: Alternaria hordeiaustralica
Lineage: Eukaryota; Fungi; Ascomycota; Dothideomycetes; Pleosporales; Pleosporaceae
Exons: 2
Coding region: 1-624 (207 amino acids)
Source: RefSeq, a predicted model, not a curated record